This is a messenger RNA of Camelina sativa (false flax), 640 nucleotides long. NCBI's taxonomy places the organism in Eukaryota, Viridiplantae, Streptophyta, Magnoliopsida, Brassicales, Brassicaceae. The record is from RefSeq and is a predicted model, not a curated record.
GAUCCAAGUUUAUCGUCAAAGCAACCAAACACAUAAAGAGAGAUUUAAUACAAAAGAAAGAGAUUUUUUUUUUAAAGAUAUGGCAGGACUCAUCAACAAGAUCGGAGAUGCACUCCACAUUGGAGGAGGCAACAAGGAAGGUGAGCACAAGAAGCACGAAGAGGAACACAAGAAACACGUCGACGAGCACAAGAGUGGCGAGCACAAAGAAGGUAUCGUUGACAAGAUCAAAGACAAGAUCCACGGUGGAGAAGGCAAAAGCCACGACGGAGAAGGCAAAAGCCACGACAAAGAAGGCAAAAGCCAUGACGGUGAAAAGAAAAAGAAGAAGGAGAAGAAGGAGAAGAAACACCAUGGCGAUGGUCACCACAGCAGCAGCAGUGACAGCGACAGCGAUUAAGGUGAGAAAGUGAGGAGGAUCGCUUAAAUAAAACAGAUCUGCUUCUGAGUAUUAUUGAUUAAGUCUGUUCCUAUCCUCUUAGAGACAGGCUUAAAGAAAGGAGAACCGUGCAUCUGUCUUCGUUUGUUGUGUUUUUGCUUUCUUGUCAUGAAAAUAAUGCUCAUGUGUCUUAUCUAAGUCUAAAUUAAUAAAUCCAUGUAUCCUAACCUGUUGAGAAAUUUUAUUUUAAGAAGAUCUAAA